CAAAUUGAAUUUCUUGAAUUCAGGCGUCAUGAAUCGUUGUACAAAAAUUUGGAUACGGAUAAACUGCUGAAUGAAGUUGGUCAAUGUGGCUUCUAUCAAAUCGUUUCCUAUGUGUUGUGUCAACUUCUAAAUUUUCCUUAUGCUGCAUCACAGUUCAUAAUGCCUUUUAUUCAAACGCAACCUGCCGCUGUGUGCAUAUCAUCUAAUGGUGUUGACGCAUUUUCAUGGUGUUCAACAAAAAAAGUUCCAAAGUCUUUGCUGAGGAUCGAUCCGUCAUGGAAAGACAAGAGUAUGCUGGUUGAGACCGACUCCAUUUUGAUGUUGCAGUUCGACUUGUUAUGCAGCAAUCCGAUAGUGCAAGAAGCUGGAUUUUGUAUAUUUUCAUUGGGUGCAAUGUUAAUUGUUCCGUUUGUUUCACAACUUGCUGAUCUAUACGGUCGUCGUACAACAUUGCUGGUUACGUUAUACUUGAGUGUGCUUUUCAACAUCGUCGCAGCUUUUUCACCUAAUUAUUCUACGUUCGUCACAUUGCGAUUUUUUAUUGGAGCCGCAUCAGAUAGCUACUUAACGAUAGCAUCAAUAUUGUCAUGUGAAGUUGUUGCGAAUGAAUCACGACCGUGGACCGGUCUUGUUUACACGAUUACAUGGCUUCUGGGUUAUCUUUAUGUUGGAUGUUCAUGCUCGCACAUGACUAACGAUUUUCAGUAUAUUACCGGAAUCACCAUACUGGCUGAUUGCUCAUGGACGUAUAAUCGGUAUCAAAAACUAUAUCAAACGAUCAAAUUGGUGAAUCUUAAUGAAAGAUGCUCUGUUUUUAGUUUAGAAGAUAUACUACGUAAUCAGAAUGUCUUGGAACUUCGUGAAAUAAUGGUAAUGUCGUUCUACUACUAUGCAAUUUCGCUGGACAGUGUUAAUUUAAGUGAUGACAAGUACACUGGUUAUAUGCUAUCCGGUGCAAUUGAACUACCCGGUGGCAUUAUUGCAAUACCACUGCUACGUUUCUUUGGAAGGCGUUCAGUUACUGUGCUUGCAUUGACCGUUCAAGGAAUCGCUAUAUCGAUAUCACCGUUUGUGAGAAGAUGGCAUUGGGCACGACUCAUCAUCGACCUAUCAGCGAAAAUGGUCAAUGGAAUCGCAUUUGUUUCACAUCCGUUGUUGGUCAACGAAAUGAUGCCCACAACCAUACGAACAACGAGUUAUUCAAUUAUAAACAUUCCGCAAAGUAUUGGCAUUAUGCUCUCACCUCUUCUCAAGUAUACGGAUCUGGGUGAUGGCAAAGUACCUUGCCUAACACUCGCCUUCCUCUCAUUCGUGUCAGCGCUUCUCACCUUGACUCUUCCCGAAACCAAGGAUAAACCGAUGCCUGAAGAUUUCGAACAGAUGGACGUCGGUCCACUGCUCCAACCGUUCAUAAGAAAUCGACCUCUAAAGAAGUCGAACAGAAUCACCGACAUCACUGAGCUGUCGUCGUCAAAAUCCACGACACCAUCCACAUCCAGCUCUUUGAUUUAA
Molecule: messenger RNA, 1512 nt
Organism: Anisakis simplex (herring worm)
Lineage: Eukaryota; Metazoa; Nematoda; Chromadorea; Rhabditida; Anisakidae
Source: the annotation of a GenBank genome assembly